This is a messenger RNA of Aspergillus viridinutans, 3267 nucleotides long. RefSeq lists its product as uncharacterized. Bases 1 to 3267 code for a protein of 1088 amino acids. Gene Ontology annotation, cellular component: membrane. Lineage: Eukaryota; Fungi; Ascomycota; Eurotiomycetes; Eurotiales; Aspergillaceae. Gene Ontology annotation, biological process: carbohydrate metabolic process; transmembrane transport. Gene Ontology annotation, molecular function: hydrolase activity, hydrolyzing O-glycosyl compounds; transmembrane transporter activity. The record is from RefSeq and is a predicted model, not a curated record. The transcript is spliced from 8 exons.
AUGGAGUCCAUUGUCACACUUUUAUUACUUUCGCCAGCCCUCGCGGCUGGUUCUCUUCAUCCACGCAUCAACAAUGGCCUGGCUAAGACGCCACAAAUGGGAUGGAACACGUACAACCACUACUCAUGCUCGCCUAAGGAAGCCAUAGUACGCUCCAACGCCAAAGCGCUCGUUGAUUUAGGACUCGCCUCAUUAGGCUACCGCUAUGUGACCAUCGACUGUGGCUGGUCGGUAGCUGAUCGGCUUUCGAAUGGCAGCUUGACCUGGAACGAGAACUUGUUUCCGAGCGGCUUUCCCGCCAUAGGAAGUUAUAUUCACGGAUUGGGGCUGCUGUUCGGUGUUUAUGGGGACUCGGGAACCAAGUUGUGCGGGAGUCCCCCAGACCAAGCUGGCAGUUUGUACCACGAACAACAGGAUGCGAAAACGUUCGCUGCAUGGGGGGCGGAUGCGUUAAAGUUUGACAACUGCUACUCGGACGCCGCCACCAACUACCCCAAUGUCAACUACCAGCCCAGCACGUCUCCUAGUUCCCGCUACAAAACAAUGGCCUCUGCGCUCGCCGGUGUCGGUCGACCAAUCCUCUUUCAAAUCUGCGAAUGGGGUGUCGACUUUCCUGCUCUUUGGGCCCCUGCGCUCGGGAACUCCUGGCGCAUCGGCAACGACAUCAUCCCCGCGUGGCGAACUAUCUUUCGCACGCUGAACCAGGCCGUUCCCAACACAGCUUUUGCUGGACCCGGUCAGUGGCCAGAUCUGGAUAUGCUGUUUGUGGGCAACGGGGUGUUUUCGGUGCCGGAGGAGCAGACGCACUUCUCGCUGUGGGCGAUUCUGAAAAGUCCAUUGACUAUUGGAGCGGCGUUGAAAGAUGAUGUCACUAGUAUCAACCAGGCAUCGUUGGCGGUGCUGAAGCAGAAGGAUGUCAUUGGGUAUAACCAGGAUUCGCUGGGGGUGAGUGCGAGUCUGAAGCGGAGGUGGUCGGACGAAGGGUACGAGGUGUGGAGCGGACCACUGUCGGGCAGCAGGACCGUGGUGGCGGUCAUCAAUUGGAGAAAUGUGUCGAGGGAUCUUACGCUCGAUCUGCCUGAUGUUGGUCUGCAAUAUGCACAAGUUGCCAGAAAUAUAUGGGGCAACACCGUGGUCCGUGAUGUGCGGACCUCGUACACUGCGACAGUAGCAGGACAUGGAACGAUGCUUCUGGAGUUGCAGGGUACCGUUCAGUCGGGGUCAUAUCCAGCCAAUAUCUUCGCGACCUCUACAGGUCAAAAAACCACUUUCCAGUCGGUCUAUGCAGCUACUACCAGCGCAAACUACAUGCUGGCCAUCACCUUUUCGGGAUCAUCCACCGAGACCGUCACCAUCACGACCUCUUCCGGCCAGACUGUCUCGACCUCCAGCAAAUCGGCCCGGGUCGCCCUGGCGGCUGGAUCGAACACCAUCACCAUCCAGCACACGGCCCCUAUUGAGUCUAUCCAGAUUACCCCACCGACCGGCACCUACUACGCCAACACCGUCUUCAACGUUACCGGCGGCGCCCAGCACACCACCUGCGGGUCCGGCUGCAGCCCCGUUGGCUCCAAAAUCGGCGACCUCACUCCCAGCAGCAACGCCUACACAUCCAUCCCGGCAACCACCCCGGGGUCCAAGUACCUCGCGAUCGACUACAUCAACAAUGAUGUCGCCUUCUCGUCAUCUUGGGGCUGGGGAUCCAACUCACGCAACCUGACCGUCAGCAUCAACGACGGGGCGCCGGUGCGACUGGAGGUCCCAUUGAGCGGACGCAGUAGCGAGCUGUACUCGGCUGGCAAGGGAUGGUGGGAUACAGCGACGCUGGGGGUUUUGACCUCUGGAUGGAAGAAGGGGGAGAAUAAGGUCGUGUUUGGGAAUCAGGGUGGACAGGUCCAAGAUUUCUCUACAAAUUUCUGUCAACGAUCGUCCUUGUAUCUGUACGAUAUGACAACAACGACAACUACUACUACCAAAACACACUCUCGAAAUGAAGACAACCACGAUCUCGCCAGUAUCCAACUCGAAGCAUCGCAUUCCCCUCCGUCAGGGAAUGUCUUCCCCGUUAUCGAAAGAUGGAACCAUCCCAAGUCAAACAUCUACAAGACCCUCGCCACCUUCUGGGGAUUUCUCGUUAUGGGCGCAAAUGACGCCGCAUACGGUUUGGAACAACACUACUCCCUCACCUACACCAUCGUCUCUCUCGUCUUCCUCUCUCCGCUAGGCGGGUAUAUGCUCGCCGCACUAACAAACAACCACAUCCACCUGCGCCUCGGCCGGCGCGGCGUGGCCAUCAUCGCCCCCUCGUGCCAUAUCCUCUCAUACAUCAUCAACUGCCUGCACCCGCCGUACCCCGUUCUCGUGGUGAGCUUCAUAUUCGCCGGGUUCGGCAACGGGCUCGCUGACUCCGGGUGGAAUGCCUGGAUCGGCAAUAUGGCGGAUGCGAACCAGGUGCUGGGCCUGCUGCAUGGGUUCUACGGUGCUGGGGCGGUGCUUGCGCCGUUGAUUGCCACGGCGCUGGUUACGAAGGUGGGGGUGGGCUGGUGGUAUUUCUACUAUAUCAUGAUUGGCUGCGCGGUCAUCGAGCUGGUGACCUCGGUUUACUGCUUCUGGGACGAUACUGGGGCGGUCUUCCGGCGGGACACGCAACAUUCGACUGGCAGCGGCGGCGGUAGCCUGCGCAAGACGCUGUUCACGAAACGCUCGGGGAGGAUUACCUGGCUGUGUUCGUUUUUCCUACUCCUGUAUGUCGGUGUGGAGGUUGCGCUGGGCGGGUGGAUCGUCACGUUCAUGAUGCGCGUGCGGCACGGCGAGCCCUUUGCCAGUGGGAUGGCGGCGACGGGGUUCUGGUUGGGGAUUACGGUGGGCCGGGUGGUGCUGGGGUUUGUGACUCCGAGGGUGGGUGAGAAACUGGCCAUUUCUAUCUAUCUCGUCUCCUCCAUCGGCUUUGGUCUCAUCCUCUGGCUUGUUCCGAACUUUUACGUUUCGACCGUGGCGGUAUCGAUCCAGGGCUUCUUCCUCGGUCCGCUGUUCCCUGCUGUUGUGGUCGUGGCGACCAAGUUGCUGCCGCGUGGCUUGCACGUUACCGCGAUUGGCUUUGCGGCGGCCUUUGGAGCAGGAGGCGGCUCGGUGCUGCCGUUUGCUGUUGGGGCGAUUGCGCAGGCCAAGGGGGUCAAGGUGUUGCAGCCGUUUGCGAUUGGCUUGCUGGGGGCGAUUAUGGGGUUGUGGAUGGGGUUGCCUGGGAUUCCUGCUCAGCAUGAGACUUAG